CAGAACAGAGAGGCUGAGAUUUACUGAAGCAUUUUGUUGUUUAGCUAGCUAGCUACCAAUAACAUUUACAAAUAGCUCUACUUCCCAGACCUAACUUUUAUGGCAUAAUGCUGGAUCAUUAUUUUGACAAAGUUGAAGUCACAGGUGAAUAAAGGGACUGUUACAGGGCCACUAUGAGCCAAGCUGGGGAGCAGACCAACCCUCCCAGUGGAGGAGGAGGAGGAGGAGGUGAGGAGGAGACUACUCCUCUAUUAGCCCUGGCUCCUGAUGCUGACCUACAGGAGGAGAGCCUGGCCCUGGGCCCCACUCACGUCUCUGCCAGCCCAGCCUUCCAGUGCUUAGACCAGCUGUUCUCUGCUGGGAAGAUCAGCGGGACCAAAGCAGCGAAGCUCAAAGCCAGUUUCAGCCUGCUCCAUGACACCUUGAAAAGCUCUCAGCAGUCAGAGAUCCAGCUGCUGCAGGAGGCCAAGCGGUUCAGAGCAGAGCUGGAGCGCCAGCAGAAAGAGCUGGAGAAGGCUGAGCAGUUCCCUGAGGGGCCAGACACAGAGGUCAGCCGCAUGAGACAGCAGCUCCUCAAGUUCCACAACGACCUGCGACAGGCAGAGGAGAGGGACUACCAGAUGAACUACCAGCUAGAGUGUCUCACAGAAGAGAAGCUUUGCCUGGAGAAAGAGUAUGAGACUCAACCCAAACCAGUUGAGCUGGAGAAGCGUGCGAAGGCCCUGAAGGACAGCAGUGAGGAGCUGAGGAAGGAGGUGUCUCAGAGGAGACAGGAGAUACACAGCCUGCUGGAGGACAUGGAGGCCAGACACAAACUGAUGACCAGGGAGCAGCGAGAACUGGACCACAAGAAGGACAUCAUAGUAAACAACCAGGCUGAGUUGGCCCAGCUUCUGUCUGUACCUGGCCAGCUGGGGAAGGAGAUUGAGAGGAUCAACAGGAAAAAGAUGGAGGUUGAGAAAAGUAAAGCGGCCCUGGACGAGCAGCUGUCUGAGGUGACGGCUCUGCAGAAGAUGACGGAGGCCAGCUGUCGCUCCCUGGAGGAGGAGAAGAGGGAGGUGAGGAGGCAGGUGGAGGGGUGCAGGGCACACCUGGAGGCUGCCGAGAGGGAACACAGCAUGCUGCAGAAAGAGCAGGAGAUGACCAAGGAGAAGGAGGUCAUUAUGAUGGGACAGAGAGGUAUGCUGGACAUCAAUACAGGCCACUGCAUCAUGGAAAGGAAGAGCGUGCAUGAGAACCUGGCACGGAAGCAGCGUGAGAGGGACCGGCAGCUCAGAGAGCUGAAGAAGGUGGAGCUGCAGCUCAAAAUGGCCCAGGACGCGCUGGUCCACACUCAGCUACUGCAUGACAAGACCAAGUCUAUGAGGGAUGCCAAACCCAAAAGUGACAGGAUUCUAAAGACAAGACAGGAGAUACAGUUAGAAGUGGACAAGCUGAAGAGAAACUUGCUUCAUCAGCAACCAGUAGCUGAGGUGGAGACCCAGCUGAUAGAACAGUGUGUGGAACAGGAGCAGAAGCUGAUGAGACAGUCUCACAGACACAGAGAGGAGCUCCACACCCUCAGGUGUCUGACUCAGAUCAAGGCUGAUGAGAGAGAGCAGAAGUCCAGGGACCGCCACAGGGCUGAGCAAAGAUACAAUCGCAUCAAGCAAGAGCUGAGAGGCAAGAGUCUGGUGAUCCAUGAACUCAAGAAGCAGAACCAGGAGGUCCAGUCCAGGCUUGGUGUGUUUGCCAAGCUGUAUGACAACAUCAAGGGUGAUAGGAACAAGUGUGUGAACCUGAUCCAGAUGGCCUCCCAGAGAACAGCUGAGAUGAGAGAGAAGUUCAAGAUCCUGGACAACGAGAUUGAGAUCCUCAGAACCAACGCCAUCAACAAAGAGAAGCUGCUCCAGAAGUCCCGUCUGAAGCACUUCCACAGCCACACCAUCAGAGACAGCCUGAGGAACGACAUCUCCAAGGUGACCCAGGUGCUUCAUGAGAUGAGACAGAAGAGGGAGGAGCAGAAGCUGAACCUGGGCCGGCUGACCCACAUGAUCAACUACCAUGAACAGAACCUGCUACAGAUGAGGAAGAGCCACGACACGGCCGUGCAGAGUCGCAAUGACAGAGGGGUACAGUUGCUGGAGCGUGAGGAGGAGAUGUGUAUUUUCUACGAGAAGGUGAAUGUUCAGGAGGGCCUGAUCAGAGACGGUAACAUAGAGAUGCAGGCGCUGGAGGAGGAGACGUGCUGCCUGCAGAUGAUCACCAAGGAAGAAGAAAGACAGACAGCCCUCAGCAGGAAACUGGUGCCCUGCCAGAGGAGACUGGAGGGAGAGAGCACCAUGCUGCAGAUACAGCUGUCAGAGUGUAAGGAGCGUAUGUUGGAGCUAGAGAAGGCCUUGGAGGAUCCAGGACAGGAGAACAGGGCCAGAGAGCUGGAGGGGAACGACCCAUCUCCUGUUGAACUCAUCCAGAAGAUAGAACAGUUGGAGGUUGGCUUGGCGGAGCGGGAAGAGCUGCUCCUGGAGAAGGACUUGGUGUUUGAGCAGGUGACCCGGCUUUCUCAGCGAAUCAGAGCUAAGGCCGAGAACGGCAAGCAGGACACACUGCAGCUAGCCAAGAAGGUGAAUGAGUUGCAGGGCCGUAUCAAGGAGUCAACCAGGAGGAUGAUGGCCGUGGUGUCUGAGUUGUCGAUGCGCCAAGCCAGCGCCAUGACCCUGCAGCAGGAGCUGAAGGAGAGGGAGCUGUUCCUGGACACCUGCCACCGGCGCCUGGACCAGGGUCUGCCCCCUGAAGACCUGGAGCUGGAGUGGCAACACAUCCUCAGGGAUGAGCAGCGCAGACAGGCCGACCAGCAGGAGAAAGACAGGCUGGUGGAGGAGGAGGAGAGGUCCCAGCUCCCUAGUGGGGUGUACACCACGGCCGAGGCCCGACCCAACGCCUACAUCCCCCUGGGGGACACCCUGCCCCUGCCCAAGCCCUACGGAGCCCUGGCCCCCUUCAAACCCUCCGAGCCCGGCACCAACAUCAGACACAUUCGCAAGCCUGAACCAAAACCCAUUGAGAUAUAGACCUGGACCAAACCCAUUGAGAUAUACUGUAGACCUGGACCAAACCCAUUGAGAUAUACUGUAGACCUGGACCAAACCCAUUGAGAUAUACUGUAGACCUGGACCAAACAUAUUGAGAUAUAGACCUGAACCAAAACCCAUUGAGAUAUAGACCUGGACCAAACCCAUUGAGAUAUACUGUAGACCUGGACCAAACCCAUUGAGAUAUACUGUAGACCUGGACCAAACCCAUUGAGAUAUACUGUAGACCUGGACCAAACAUAUUGAGAUAUAGACCUGGACCAAACCC
Molecule: messenger RNA, 3339 nt
Organism: Salmo salar (Atlantic salmon)
Lineage: Eukaryota; Metazoa; Chordata; Actinopteri; Salmoniformes; Salmonidae
Source: RefSeq, a predicted model, not a curated record